Molecule: messenger RNA, 10365 nt
Organism: Zophobas morio
Lineage: Eukaryota; Metazoa; Arthropoda; Insecta; Coleoptera; Tenebrionidae
Gene: Mical
Product: F-actin-monooxygenase Mical
Exons: 20
Coding region: 235-9924 (3229 amino acids)
Molecular function (GO): protein binding
Source: RefSeq, a predicted model, not a curated record
GAAAUGUCAGUCGCCAGUUUGACGUUUACGGGGUGCAACCGUUCGCGUCAAAAACACAAAUAACACAACCAGAAUGUGAAAAAUCGUAAAAACGCGAAACCGUCACGACAGACUUAUCAGUUUAUUGAACUCAAGUGCGAAUUUCCUCUCCACAAGUGCGAGCACAAGCCGCUUCUCAUCGAUUCGUUUUGAAGAUGAGUUUCGAACAUUUGAAAACCUAAUCCCGCCAUCUUCAUGGACCACCACAACCAGCCGCCUCCUCGCGGAGGUCGGACUGUCACUGCCAAAGAUGUGGCUCAAGCCAACGACUACUUCGAGCACUUCCUCAACGCCACCAGUCUCAAGAAUAUCCUAGGAUACUACCGCAGCAUCUGUGAACACCUCAAUCUCAAGCCCAACCAUUUUCCGCUGUUCUAUCCGAAGCUGAAGUCGUAUCUGACCUCGUGGAGGGCCAAGGCUUUGUGGAAGAAGUUCGACGCGAGGGCUGUGCAUAAGUGCUACGGCAAGGGGAAGUUGUGCACGAGUAGCAGGGUUUUGAUCAUCGGGGCGGGACCGUGCGGACUGCGGACGGCUAUCGAGGCGCAGCUUCUUGGAGCUAAAGUGGUGGUUGUCGAGAAGAGGGAUAGGCUGUCACGGCACAAUGUCCUCCACUUGUGGCCUUUCGUGAUCGAGGAUUUGAGGGCUCUUGGUGCUAAGAAGUUUUUUGGGAAGUUCUGCGCGGGUGCUAUAGAUCAUAUUAGUAUUAGACAACUGCAAUGCAUCUUGCUGAAGGUCGUGCUUCUGCUAGGCGUGGAAGUUCACACCGAAGUGAGCUUUGAGAGAUUGGUUGAGCCGGAUCCCAUCGAAAAAACUGGUUGGAAGGCCGAAUUCAAACCGUCCACUCACCCAGUCUCCCAGUUCGAGUUCGACGUAGUCAUAGGCGCCGACGGCAAGCGCAACACCCUCCAGGGCUUCAAACGAAAAGAAUUCCGCGGCAAGCUAGCCAUAGCCAUCACGGCCAACUUCAUCAACAAAAGAACGGAAGCGGAAGCCCGCGUCGAAGAAAUCAGCGGCGUAGCUUUCAUUUUCAACCAGAAGUUCUUCAAAGAAUUGUACGAAGCGACUGGAAUUGAUCUCGAGAAUAUAGUUUAUUAUAAGGACGAAACCCAUUACUUCGUUAUGACAGCUAAAAAACCUAGUCUUAUAGAAAAGGGCGUUAUCAAGCAGGAUCUGGCCGACACGGAACGCCUCCUUUCCCUUGAGAACGUCAACAGGGAAGCGUUGAUGGAUUACGCCAUAGAGGCUGCCAACUUCAGCACGCACUACCAGAUGCCGGAUUUGGAAUUCGCGGUCAACCAUUACGGACAACCCGACGUGGCCAUGUUCGAUUUCACGUCGAUGUACGCCGCUGAGAACGCGUCGAAGGUGUUGGAGAGGAACGGGGAUAAGCUGUUGAUGAUUUUGGUCGGCGAUAGUCUCCUGGAGCCCUUUUGGCCCACCGGGUCGGGUUGCGCCCGCGGCUUCCUGUCGUCUCUGGACGCGGCGUGGGCCAUCAGGAGCUGGUGCUCCGGCACCAUGACCCCUCUCGACGUGCUAGCCGAGCGCGAGUCCAUCUAUCGCCUCCUCGGCCAGACCACGCCCGACAACCUCAACAAAGAGUGGAAGUCGUACACUUUGGAGCCGGCCACCAGGUACCCCAACUUGAACAAGAACAUGGUGAUGCCGCUGCAAACCGUCGGGCUGUUCGACAGCGACGACCCGAAGAGCGUGGAGAAGUUGAGGAGGAAUUCGCUGGAUGUCGCUCCGGUCGAAGUCCCGAAGAAGAGGAGGCGAGGAAACGUGGACAACGAAGUGUUGCUCAGCUGGAUCGGCGAACAAGUUCGCGAACACGGUGAUAUCGAGCUCUCUGAUAUUGCGUCUGUGUUCAAGGACGGGAAGGUGUUGUGCGCCAUUUUGAAUCACUACAGGCCUGAUUUGGUGGAUUAUGGGGCCGUGAAAGGGGAGGGGCCGGCGAAGAUGAACCAAUUAGCGAUUGAUAUUUUUGAGCGGGAAAUAGGUAUUUCACCCAUAAUGACUGGUGAAGAAAUCACAACUACCUCGGAUUACUUAGCAAUGGCGACUUAUUUGACGCAAGUAUACGAUAGUUUCCGCUGCGAAAUACCUCACAUCAAGCAUCCAAAACUGGAGUUACCCGAGACGAAGAAGAGCGAAAUCUCUUUCAAAUCUGUUAAAGUCACUCCGCUUCAGCAACAGCCGCAACCUCCAUCUUAUCAACCUUCGGUUCCUAGACCUUCAAGCAGGCACAAAAGGCACGCGGAGCCCAUCUCCGUCAACAGACAGAGCCUCGAGAGGAAAACGAGGAAGCGAAGGACUCUCGAAAAAAUCGGUGCUAGUGUUGAGGAACGGCAGAAAAUUCUAGAAGAAAUAGCCGCGAAUAGAACAGAGAGACAAAACAAGAGAAGGCAGCAAAGAAGAUUGCAAACUGAACAAUUCGUAAAGAGCAUGCAGAUGCUGCAAGCGAAUGCUAAAUCCGAUUUGCCUUUUGAAGACUAUUCACUUUUUGUCUAUAGACAAACUGCUCCCAAUUUUGAAGACAGAGUCAAAGAUUUAGAGAAAAAGUUCACUUACGUACCCGACUAUGAGAACAAACUACCCAAUCAGACUCGUGGCAACGCCGAUGAAGAUUUUGCUGCUAGAAUUAAAAAUCUUGAAGAUAAGUGGAGGGAUCCUCAGCCUGCUGAGAAGAAACCAAGAGAUCUCUUACGUGCAAUAGGCAAAAUAGAGACUUCAGACUGGAAUAUUAAAGAAAUCGAGAAGAAAAUUCGCGAAAACAAGUUAGGAAAACCUGCCGGUAAGGAUAAAGAGAAGGUGCCAAAAUGGAGCAAGGAGCAGUUUAAGGCGCGGCAGACGAAGAUGGAAAAGCAGCAUUUGGACAGACAAGAUAGCGCCGAAGGUACCAAGUUUGCAGAUAUAGACAAGAGUAUUAAGCAUUUAGAUCUCAAAUUGAAAGAAGGCAAUAGUAGAGAAUUAGGACAAAAUAAAGUAGCUUCCAUUACGGAGAAACUUACAAGUAAAGCUCCAGAGCCUGAGCUUAAGCCCAUCCAGAAAAGCAACUCCCGCCCUGUGAUACUCCCUAGCCAAAACGCCUCCGAAUUCUGCCACUUCUGCGGCAAACGCGUCUACCUGAUGGAGCGCCUGUCCGCCGAGGGCCGCUUCUUCCACCACGGCUGCUUCAAAUGUCAAUACUGCAACACCCAGCUUCGCCUCGGCUCCUACGCUUUCGACAGGGACGGAAUCUACGACCACAAGUUCUUCUGCAUCCACCACUACGGCAUGCAGGGCGAAGUACGGGCCACCAAGGUCGCGCGCAAACCGUCUCAGCGGCAGCCAGGCAAGAGCCCGGAGAAGAAACCCCUGAGCGGAAUCGCCGGCGUCGAUCUGCUCGACAGAGUACAAACACCCGAAAGGAUCGAGUUUGCCAACCUGAGCGGCGUGAAUCCUUCCGACCACGAGGAGUCCCUGAGCCAGAUGGACGAAGACGAGUGGACGGACAAGAACUUCGGCGCUUCGGCGGCGGAGUUGGGAAGCAGCGACGACGAGUCGUCGAGUUUGAGCGACACUGAUAGCGAUGAUGAGGACGCGUACGAAGAGGCGUUGGAGGAACCGGCCACUAAAGAAGGAACUCUGAAGUGGGCGGAGCGAUUUAACCGACGCUACUCGAAGAAGCGCGACGACUCGGACUCAGACGGCUACAGCAGUUCCGAUAGGUCGAGUUACUAUGAGAAUACCAGCGACGAUGACGACAGCGACACCGCCACCGAAGGCGAAGAGGAAAUCCGCGCCCGCGAGCUCCGCCGUCAAGAAGUCCGCGUGGAGCCCCCAGUCGUCCAAACCGACACAGGCACAGACACAGAGGUGAAGUCAUCUAACUUAUCCACAAUUCCGGACAUUCUAUCCGACAAUCACUUGCGCGUCCCCGAGUCGAAAUCGCCCGGUUCGGACGACGAUUCGGCCGAAUUCAGCAGCGCCGUCUCCGGUUGUGAGCCCGAAAUAGACUCCGACGACGCAAAGACUAAAGCCCAAAAUUUCGCCCUCGCGAAAAGCGCGACCGCCGGCGCGUUACCGCCCCCGAAACCCUCCAGAAACUUUAUCCUCCCGCCCAGGGAAAAGCGCAAGAGUUUCGGGGCGGAAUUCGUGCCGAAGUUCCCCGCGAGCGACCCCGAACCGCUCCUAAUAAUCAAACGAACCCCCAGUAAGCUGAACAUGCCCAAGGAGAUAGGUAAGCCGAAGGUCGCCGUCUCGGCCAACUUCGAAAACGCGAAAAAGUACUUCGGGGAGCCGAAGCCAAAGCCGAUCUUGAAACGAUCGGAAACCGUCGCGAGCGUGCCGAGGAACAAGUUCGUCAAGCAGAAGAGUCUGCCGGAGAAGACGAAGGAGGACGAGAAAAAGAGCGAGGUUAGGUUUAAUUUCGAGCCGUUGGAGGAUAGCGGGGAGAUCGAUACGUAUAUUGAGAAUCUCCUGGCGAACGAGGAGGAGUUGAUGAAGCCGAUUGAUCCCGAGAAAUACGCGGUUAAGCCGGAGCCGGAAAGCGAGGAGGAAGAGGAUGACAAGAAAGAAGACGCGAUUUCGAGCAGUAUUGAAGACUUGUUCAAAGCGCUAAAGACUGAGACUAAGCCAGAAGGUGACCCAACUAUCGAUCACAAAAUUGAUGAAAAGAUCGAAGAUCUUCUCAACUGGAUGGACGAUUUAGAGCACCAGUCACGUGAUCGGAAAGCGUAUAGGUCAUUGAGCGACGCUAAAUACAAAAAUUUGGAAAGAUCGUUGAAAGUUCCUCGAAGAGCGGAUUCCGUUGUCAGUAAACUACCAAAAGACAACGUUAAAUAUUUUGAGCGACUUCUCGCUGGGAAAAGUGUCGAUGAAGAAGAACCACCGAAAACCUUCGCUUUGGCCAGGUCUAAGACAGACGUUUAUUGUAAUAAACCGCGCACCUCUGUGGACUUGGAUGCGGUAAGUAAUUUCGAUAUUAAGAAAGUUAUGAUGAAGUUUGAGACCGCGGAACAAGAAAACGACAAAGAAAAAGAGAAAGACAAAGUCGUUCCUAGAAGGAGUUUUGGGAAGAGGUUUUCUUUGGCUGAUUUGAAAAAGAGGGAUAGCCAGAGACGCUACUCUGAGAAUCUAGAGGCUGCAAUCAAAGAUUUUGAAAGUGUUGUUGACAAUAUGGAAGAUCAGGAGAAGCAAGAGAGUAAAGAUUGGUGUGUCAAUAUCACGGUUUCCACUAUACCAAAUCCAGAAUACUUGGGACUGGGAAAUUUCGAUCUAAGUUAUCAGGAUGAAAUGAACAACACAAACUCGUGUGACAAUAUUGUAGAUGUAGACCAAACAGAAGCAAAAAUACAAGACGAAGAAGUCGAAAUUGUAGAUGUAGAACAAGUGGUAUCCGUAAUAGACGAUAAUCAAAAUAGUGUCAAAGAAAACGAUGUUGUAAAUAUUGACUUAGAUCAAUUAUCACCUGACGUUGAUGAUAAUGAGGAAGAAAGUACCGACGCUAGUUCAACAAGCAGCUCAGAGACAGAUUCUGAUGAAGAAUCGGAAAUUGAAGAAACUAUGAAAGUAAUAACAGACGAAAUAGAAUCGAUGAAAGAAAAAAUAGCCUCAGAAAAAGAUAAAAACGAAGUAGAAUUAGUUGCUCAAAACCAAAACCUACUUACUGUUGAUUCUAAUCCCGUAGUUGAUAUAGAAGAGUCGUUAGAUGUAAUAAAAACCCCUUCUAAAGACCCAAGUCCUGAAUAUGCAACAAUCGAAGAGUUGGAGAACCUCCAAAACAACGACCCCCCUAAAGAGGAACCCAAAAAGGUCCUAAACAUUGAAGAUUUAUACGCUAAAGUAAACAAACCCCGUAAAGAGAGGGCCCCAACUCCUCCAUUACGUACUUCGUCGCCUCCAGUACCUCGCCGCAACCGUAAGAAAUCCACAGAGGAGGCUCCUCCUCCUCCUCCUCCGCAAAGACCUCAACGUCAAAAAUCUCACGACCACCCUAAGACCCCCACCGAACCUAAUAACAACGACGAGUUUCUUCCAGUGGCGCCCCAGCGUAAGAGAGCCAAUACUUCUUCUCCUCUGCCUAAACACAAGGCGAUGUUAGCGCCACCAGCGCCUAAACACGAUACUAAAAGCCGUUCGACCACAAAUUUAGAGAUCGUCUCCGACGAGAGCACCUCGGACUCCUCCAGCGAGGUGCGCAACUCCGCCACCGAGAUCUCCACCGACUCGGAGUUCGCCCACGACGACCCCACACCCACGCGCGAGCUGCCCUUCACCUCCUUCAACGACGCCAACGUGACCAAGAGGCGCGGCACCGGCGCCCGGGGCUCCACCCCCUUGCGGAAAAUCCAGGUGACGAGUGGUUACUUGCAGCGCCCCUCCGACAAGGCUAAAGCACCCACCGCCUCACCCCAGCAAGAUAUCGAACUCAAGCUCACACCUCUAGUGCCUUCAGCACCAUCUAUCGUCAGAAAGACCGCACCGAGUUUGCUGCCCCGGACGGAGGGGUAUGCUCUAAAUCGCACUCAGAGCACUGGCGGGAUAGCGGCUAAGGUUUCCUUAGAGUUAAAAAAGAAGUAUUUGUUAGGGGAAAGCGGCCCCGGCUCGAUACAGAAGUCGGGGAGCGCGUCCACGUUGGACACCAAGUUGAGGUCGUUCCACAGCAACAUCACCGACUGUCAGAAGAUGUUAAAACCGGCGCCGGAAGUCAGCGCCGCCAUGCAGACCUUCUGCAACAAACUCACAGAAAGAGCGUCCCCGAUCCUCACACCGCCGUCUCCGAAGAGCUUCGACACGAAGAAAGUCGAAGAAACUGGAGGCGUGGUCAACGAACCCGAAGGCCGGCCGAGGAGCCCCGUUCACGAAACGUCGAUCAUCGUGCCGAAGAUCGAUUGGUCCAAAACUAAGCAGACCGACGAUAGUAUUUCGACGGAUUCGGUGAGCGACGGCGAGGCUCCGAAGACGCCCGAAUUCAACUUCGAGUCGAUUCCAACCGUACGAAUCGACGAGAUCCCGCCGGACUCCUUGUGCAUGGAAGAAGAGAAAAUCGAAGAUAACCGAUCGGUGGCGUCGAGUGAACCCCCGAAGUCCAUCACGAGCGAGAAGAAAACCCUCAACCAACCCAAAGUACUACCCGAAUUGGAGACCAAAGACGUGCUUCCCGAGAUCCACGACGUCUUACACGUCAAGCGGAAAUUGUCGAACGAAGGCGACAAGUCCGGCGAUUCGGAAGCUGAUUCAAUCGCGGAACCGACGGCAGCGCUCACCGAGACGGAGCUGUCCGAUUGGGCCCGAGACGGCGCGGUUUCGGACGACCUCGGUGACGACUUCGACCUCAACCUGGAGACGACUCUCCAGAAGAAAAUCAACUUCGGGGAAAAACCGCGGAUGGCCGAAAUGGAGGAACUCGAGCACGUUUGUGGCAAGGAAGACUUGAACAAAACCAUCAUAACUGAAGCUUUAAAUAGUGUCUUAAGUAAAAAUCUCGAUAUCGAAUUCAUGGACACGGGGACUGAGACUAGUAGUGAUGACGGUGUGGUGGACAGUCAAAACGGGUACGUUCUCUUCAACGACGAAGACGAACUGGCCGAGGAUAGUCUAAACCCGAACGUCAACGACGUCGUGGAAACGAAGAACGAAGCAAUCAAAAACACAGGUUACUGCAUUAUCGACACCCAAGACAACUUCGGUGCUUCAGUUACCGACUUGAAGCCAUCCGAUUUAGAACAACUCAAAGCCAAACAAAGCACGACCGAGCACGACGAAGACAGUUUAUUGAUAGUGGAGGGUACGACGACCGAAGAAAACACGUGCAGCGACUCGACUGUCAAAAAUCUGACCGAAAUAUCGACCGACAAGCGACGGGAAGACCCGAUCGAAAACAACAACUUCCAGAAGAAGCGACUCGAAGAGAAACUCGCCAAGUUGAAAGCCGAACAAGCUUCCAAACAAUCUAGUCACAACAACGUCGACAAUGUGGAAUUCGACGAACACUGUCAACGACUCCAGUCGAAGUUUGAGUUUAGUAACGUGAAAGAUUCGAUAGAUGUGCGAAAGUCGCGCCGAAAGAGUAAAGAUUCGCCCCAGAAACCCGAUCUCAUUCAAGAAGAAAUGCAGUCGCCGCCUCCGAGUCCGAACUUCACGCUUCAACUGUCACCCACUGUCCGAACACCUGACGUCAUCUACCGAAAAGACGUCAUCGAAAAGGAGAGAGACGUGAACCAGAAGUUGGUGCAAGAAAUGGUGAUGAAUAAAAUGAAAGCCGAGAAUAAAAGUUUGGAGAGGAAACGACGUCGAAGUCGACAGUUUGAGUUGUCUAGGUCGGCUACGACUGACGUCGUGUCUGAAAUUAACCACAACUUGGACGAUUCGAAUCGAAAUUCAACGUAUUCCAGUGGUUCCAGCGUGUAUGCUACCCCUGAUGUUCUUUUGUCGACUUUGAAGUCACCCGAGAGUGACCAGUUUGUUACGCCACUGUCGCGACCUGUCAGUUUCCAUGUGACUCAAACGGAACGUUUGACCAAUGAGGAGCCGAUUAAGGAGAAUCCUAGCCUACCUGAUGUGAGGCAAGAGUUGUUCUCUGAGGAGUUUAUAACUCCAGUGGCGCCUCCUAGACUUAAACAUGAAGAAGCGAAGCGGACAGCCGAGAAACUAAAGCAGGAGGCUCGCGUAAGGGCUCGAUUGUUGUCAAACGAAGAGUUAGGUUUGAGCCCUGAAGAUAAACUACUAAAGUUGAAGGAAAAAUUGAGUAAGAAAGAAGAUGUCCCCAAGGUGGCUAAAAUUGAGUCGUUUUUGCACUCCACUGAGGCUUUGAAUAAGCGAGAGGGUUUGUUUACGAGGUCGAAGAGUGGGGAGGAUACCGUGAUGUCGGUUGGAGACUUAAGUAAGAGUAUUAAGAGCGUGGAGAAGAUUUGUAAGUCGGAUCCGAAUCUCCUGGACAUGGAUUCCAAAAAGGGGAAGAAGAAGAACAAAGAUAAAGAGAGGAGGAAAAGUAUUACUAAGCUGUUUACGACGUUCUUCUCGAAGAAGAGUCCCCCGGGCAACGGUAGAGGGUUCUUGUCUAGGAUUUCGCCUAAAGCCAAAGACGUUUCAAAGUCGUGUGCGAAUCUGGACCUGAGAGAUCCUGACGUGGUGAUUGAAGAGCCGGUCCGACGAAACAGCUUCUCGGAGGUGAGGCAACGGCCUAUGAUCGACAAUAGCUCGCCGCCUCCGGUGCCGCCAUUACCGCUCAAUUACACAGGACACUCGAUCAAAGGCACUGAUGACAGUUCUGAUGGAGAGCACGACUGGAAGCGGCACGACCGGAGCUCAUGCGAUACUCUGGACAAGUCCGGGACUCUCGACUCGGUCUCAAGUCUCUCGAACAACCGAAUGAGUAAAAGUGCUCGGAAAUUGGCUCGCCAGGCUCAGUUAAAACGACAUCGUAUGGCGCAAGAAAUACAACGAAAACUCGAAGAGACGGAAGUGAAGACGCGCGAAUUGGAAGAAAGGGGGGUUUUAGUGGAGAAGGCACUCAGAGGCGAAGUCGAGGGUCGCUAUCCCAAAGAAGAAUCCGAGUUGUUGCAAGAGUGGUUCGAUUUGAUGAGAGAUAGGACUGAGCUGAGGCGGUACGAGAGGGAGUUGAUGGUUCGGGCGCAGGAAUUGGAACUGGAGGACCGGCAUGCUAGGUUGCAGCACGAGUUGAGAGAACGACUAGAAAAUGAGGAACAAAAAACGCAGGAGGAAGUCGAAAUCGAGGGCAGUAUCAUCAACGAAAUGAUGGAGAUCGUAGCGAAGAGAGACUCUUUGAUCGCUCUGUUAGAGGAAGACCGCUUAAGGUAUUCUAACGAAGAUCGGGAUUUCGAAGAACAGAUGCUCGCUAAAGGUUUGAGAUUAACUCCGAUUAGGAAAACGCCCGAAAAGUAAUCGCUUCAUAACAAAUUGUUCUCUAGCAAAUUAUGUUUUCCAUAUUAACAUCACUUUUGAUUCGUUUAGGGCAAUUUUAUUAACUAGGAGGAUAGGCAGGGUAAACAUACGAGUUUGGUUUGAUACGUGCAAUUUUUUUUAUUUCGUAUUUCUUCGUUUAUUCUGACUAUACCUAUAGACUCUUAACACUAUAAUUAUUAUAUUUUUCGAAUUUUGUUUAUUUCUAUUAACGUCCAUUUCUGCUAAUUCACGUUAACUAGUCUUUUGUUAUGAUUUAGUGAUACAUUUGUUAGCAUUAAGUUUACAAUAUUUAAAACAUGAAUUGUGAUUGUGAAUUGUAUUUUUUGAUAAGGAAUUGUAAAGUACUGUACAAAGGAAUAUUAUUUUGUGAAUGCAUUAUAAGUGUUGUCUUUGUGUGAAUAAAUGCUUUUAUACAUCAUA